Molecule: messenger RNA, 1828 nt
Organism: Rubroshorea leprosula
Lineage: Eukaryota; Viridiplantae; Streptophyta; Magnoliopsida; Malvales; Dipterocarpaceae
Source: the annotation of a GenBank genome assembly
UAACAUACAUUCAACAAUUUUCAUGGUAUCAGAGCAGAAAUUCUUCCUAUGGCUUCAUUGUUUUCUUUUGUCUCACUAUGUCUACCGAAUCCACAACCUCCCCUGCACUAGCUAAUAAUGAAUUAGAUCCCUCAUCACCUUUUUAUUUACACCAUUCAGAUAGUCUUGGAACUAUUCUUGUUUCUCAGGUUUUGCAAGGAGAUAAUUAUCCCAUAUGGAGUAAGGCCAUAACCAUGGCUUUUGAAGCCAAAAAUAAGCUUGGUUUUAUAGAUGGUCGUAUUUCACAACCAACACCAACUUCUCCAAAUCAUGCAAUCUGGAGUCGAUGCAACAGUAUGGUUCUAUCCUGGCUUCUUAAUGCUGUUUCAAAGGAAAUUGCAAACAAUGUUGUGUUUAUGAAAAAUGCUCGUGCCAUGUGGAUAAAUCUACAGGACUGUUUCUCCCAUCGCAAUGCUCCUUGGAUUUUUGAGAUUCAGAGAUCAAUUGUGAAUCAUCUACAAUGGAAUGAUUCUAUGACAACAAAUCAUACAAGUUUGAAAGCACUAUGGGAUGAACUUGCCAUUUAUAAAUCAUAUCCUACUUGCUCUUGUGGAGUAGCUGCUGAAAUCACCACGCUAGAAGAGCAAGAUCAUCUAAUGCAACUUUUAAUGGGGGUCAAUGAUUCCUUUGCCAAUUUGAAUGGACAUUCUAAGUCACGGUGUCGCAAAAAGCCUGGACAUCCUAAUUAUCAAGCAACAUCAAUAAAGUGUGAUUUCAGAGAUUCUGGUUCUCAUUUUCAGCAAAACUCUACUAAACAACAUCCAGCUUCUUCUAGAUCACAAUUAGUGGUUGCUGCUAUUGACCAUGGUGAGAAAAGUUCUGAUGUAAGCUCACCUUUCACUCAGGACCAGAUACAGCAACUACUUUCUCUUAUUCAACCUGGUGUCUUUACCUCCUCCAAUCCACUUGUUAAUAUGGACCUGUUGACGAAGAAAGUGAUUGGUUUGGUGAAGGAGCAUGAUGGUCUCUACUACUUUGCACCUUCCACAGCCCCAUUUAUCUCCCUUACUACUAUUUCCAAACCUGUGGCAAACCUUUGGCAUUUUCGACUAGAUUACAUACCAACUGAUACUACUAUUUUUCCAUCCUCUUCGAAUAACUCAACUCCAGCUCCUGUCACAAAAGAUUCUUCUCCAAUAGUACCUCUCACUAAAACCUCUACUGCAUUACCUUCUCUUGAAUCACCAGCUUCACCACAUGUCUCCAAACCACCACCUAUUGUCCUCCUAGAACUACAGCAUUCUUCGCGUCAUAAACAAGUUCCCACAAGGAUUGUCACUAUUCGUGUUCUUUUGGCCAUUGCUGCUAUUAAACAGUGGCCUUUGCAUCAAAUGGAUGUUCAAAAUGCUUUCUUACAUGGUGAUUUACCAGAGGAGGCAACUCGGCACAUUGUUGCCAAUCCUAUCUUUCAUGAAAGGACAAAACAUUUGCAAAUUGAUUGUCAUUUGGUGCGUGAGAAAUUUCAAGCUGGUAUUGUCUGCCCAUUACCCAUCUCUUCCUCUAAUCAACCAGCUGACAUUUUCACAAAGGCAUUGGGCAAGGAUAGUUUUUAUUUGCUGUGGGACAAGCUGGGCAUUCAUGACCUUCAUGCACCAGCUUGAGGGGAGUAUAAAUAGUAACUGGUAUAAUAAUCUAGUAUAAAUCCCUUAGAAUUAGGAGCAUAUUUGUAUACAGUUAUAAUUCUCUUAGACUCUAGGUACAAGGUUAGCUAAGUUAUGAUUUUGAUAUGGUUCUUUUGUAUAUGUAUAUGUAAAGUGACAAACAUUAUGAAUGAAUAACAUACAUUCAG